Molecule: messenger RNA, 1277 nt
Organism: Boeremia exigua
Lineage: Eukaryota; Fungi; Ascomycota; Dothideomycetes; Pleosporales; Didymellaceae
Product: nucleophile aminohydrolase
Exons: 2
Coding region: 270-1037 (255 amino acids)
Biological process (GO): ubiquitin-dependent protein catabolic process
Cellular component (GO): proteasome core complex; nucleus; proteasome core complex, alpha-subunit complex
Source: RefSeq, a predicted model, not a curated record
CCUGGAUCGAUACGGCGCGAGGUUGGAGCUGGUCUUGGCAGUCCCAACUUAGCGCGAUAUCGAAGGUAAGAGCUACCAGUACCGAGCUAUCGUCACCCCAGCUGCCUGCAAUAAAUACCAGCUUCCAUCCACCAAGCUCCUUAGUGCCUCGACGUCUCCGGCUUAUACGCCCCCAUCUUACUGCCAGCAAAUAUUCAGACAUUUGAACCUUGCACAACACCACGAACCCCACCUAAGCUCACUUCACCCCCGCAAGUCGCGCCUCCACCAUGUUCCGCAACAACUACGACAACGAUUCGGUGACGUUCUCACCGCAAGGCCGCAUAUUCCAAGUCGAAUAUGCACAAGAAGCCGUAAAGCAGGGUUCGGUCGUCGUCGGCAUCGUCAGCAAGACACACGCUGUGCUCGCAGCAGUCAAGCGUAAUGCAGAGGAACUUUCUUCGUACCAGAAGAAGGUCAUCCCUAUCGACUCGCACUUCGGUGUCGCCCUCGCCGGUCUCGCCUCCGACGCCCGUGUACUCUCCAACUUCAUGAAGCAGCAGUCGCUCGCCUCCCGUUUGACCUACGACCGAGCCAUUCCCCUUUCUGAGAUCGUAUCACGUAUUGCGGACCGCGCACAGACAAACACACAGCAGUACGGCAAGAGGCCAUAUGGUGUCGGGCUACUCAUUGCAGGUGUUGAUGCAAAGGGCCCUCACCUUUUCGAGUUCCAGCCCAGCGGUGUCACACAGGAGAUGGUUGCUUGCGGUAUCGGUGCCAGGAGUCAGAUGGCCAGGACGUACCUCGAGAGACACCUCGACGAGUUCGACAGUGCUAGCAGAGAAGAGCUCAUCAAGCACGCGUUGAGGGCACUCAAGGAGUCGCUGUCUCAGGACAAGGAACUCACAGUUGACAACACCAGUGUCGGAAUUGGCGGCAUUGGGGAGAACUUUGCGCUGCACGAGGGCCAGGAUAUUGCAGAGUGGCUGUCAACCACGUUCGAGAAUGCCGAGGGUGGCAACGAGGAGGGCGGUGAGGCUAUGGAGACAGACUUGUAGAGCAAGGACGAAAGUGAGGCUGCAUAUGAGGCGCGCUCGGACGAUCUGCAAGCUAGAGGGGACAUUGACUUCAGUAGGAGACCACUGGGCCGUUUUAAGACUAUGUAGAGACGGCUAUCUGCGCUCCAGCCGUCGUGGUAUACGAGUAACCAGCCACGAAAAUACGACGAACAUGACUUCAAGAUGCCAAUAAUUCUGAUGUUGUUCUUUGCGUGCAAAGGCAGCGAACCGCUCAUUUCC